AUGUUUGGGUGGUGGGACCGCAUCCUGACGUUCCCCUUCGACCUAUUGUUAGAGCUCAAUGAAACAAGACUCCUGAUCGAGUGGGACGACUAUGCCCUCUCGCUUGCCCUCCCCUUAAGCGUGGUUGCCACCGUCAUCGCCAUCAUGAUCCAGCUGGUGCUCGCCUACUACAACGACACCGCGGUGUCUAACCAGCUUUUCGCUCCCAAUUACCAGCAGAUUAAACAGCUGAUAGUUGCCAGUGGUUUCAAAGGAAGCAAGGUGGCGUUGGCCCCCCUGACGCUGCAAGUGGUGGUGGCUCACGGCUCUCGGCUAGCGUACGCUAUCAUCUGGGCAUUAUGUGUCGCCUCCACAUACCUGGUGUUGACUCAAAAGAAAGAGUAUGGUUUAUUGUAUACCCAAAGCCAGCCUAAUCUGAAACUGGCAAUCAAACGGCUGCUCCAGUUUGUCACUCACCCAGUUCGUUAUUUGUUUGGGAAACUCUUUCCAGACUUUGCUCCACCAGCAAGAGAAGAAAACGAUAUUGAUCUUAAUCGCCAAAUUUGGACAAUGAAAGUGUGGAACCCGUCUAAAUUUGGGCUCUACUUGCUGGUAGCAUUUAACCCAAUUAAUUUAGCUAUUAUCACCUGGGUAAAGUGUCUGACAAUUGCGUUAUUAGGUACCGUGGGACUUGUGCUGAUAAUGGUAUUUUACUUGAUAUCGAAAUUCCUCAAUUUGCUCCAUGAUCGCAGUAUCUUACACGGAGAGAUGAUGCUGGAAUAUUACACCAAAUUCGUGAAGCCGCGGACCCAGGUGCUCAAACGGGACGUGGCGAUCGACGCGGGGCUUGGGCCGUGGCGGGCCAUGGUCUACGAGGGCGAUCAGCCUUAUACUUAUACCAAGCUGAGAGUAUUUGUCACCCACGACGAUACUGGUAAAGAGGUCGUAGAAUACGUUAAACCUGAAAACGAUACCGAAACCGUUAGAGUUGACCAAGACCCCCAGGCAGUGCUUGAACGAUUACGCCAUGAAAAUGAGGAAUUGCGAUGGAGAAACCGCGAGCUCUCGCGAUUGCUGCUGCGACAAGGAUCGCGCCAAGGGCUGGUGGUACGCCACGGAGGCCACCUGCUUUUCAGUGGCGACGACGACGACGACUACGACGACAGCGAGGGGCAGAUGUUCACGCUGGCGUUGAAGCGACAGAAGUACCCCUUCCAGAACCUGUUCCGUUUGCCUAGUCCUCAGAGAGGUGGCAAGCUUAGUGCGAUUCUGACGCCUAAGCUCCAGCUUAACUCGCUCCCCAGCACGCGUAGUCCCCUGCCGUCUCGACCCCGACGGCUGCCCAACCACUUUGAGCGGCUGCUGCCAUUUAGCCGCCCCGCCUAA
Diutina rugosa is the source of this 1365-nucleotide messenger RNA. RefSeq lists its product as uncharacterized. The transcript has a single exon. Gene Ontology annotation, biological process: maintenance of rDNA; regulation of exit from mitosis. The record is from RefSeq and is a predicted model, not a curated record. Bases 1 to 1365 code for a protein of 454 amino acids. NCBI's taxonomy places the organism in Eukaryota, Fungi, Ascomycota, Pichiomycetes, Serinales, Debaryomycetaceae.